CUCUACUGCCUUGUAAAGAUGCCCUUUCCUAGAGCUUCUCAAGAACCCUCACAAUACAUAUAGCCCAACAAUUCAACCAAAAACAAAAGAAGAUAUAUUCCAUCCUUCCAACUUAGUAAUUUUCAUGGCUGCACAACCCUGCUCAUCAUCACCAUCAAGUUCCUCAUCAUCUUCAAACCUGAGAAUCACAGUUGAAAGAAACCCUUCUGAAUCUCGCUUAUCCCAACUGGACAUCAAGUGCUGGCCCAAAUGGGGUUGCUCGCCUGGGAAGUACCAGCUGAAGUUUGAUGCGGAGGAGACGUGUUAUUUGUUGAAGGGAAGAGUGAAGGCGUAUUAUCCAAAAGGGUCUUCGGAAUAUGUCGAGUUCGGAGCUGGAGAUCUUGUCACCAUCCCAAAGGGACUCACCUGCACUUGGGAUGUUUCUCUUGCUGUUGAUAAACACUACAAAUUCGAAUCCUCUUCUUAACCAUUAUUAUCAUGAAUUAAUCAUGAUUAUUGUCUUCUUUUGCUCAUAAAUUUCAGAUUUUUUAUUUUGUUUUGUUUUUAUUUUUUCUAGGGUUUGUGAAUUUUUAGAGAGAGAUCGAUAUGUUCGAGUAGUAGUCAAAAGGAAGGAAAAUAAUUCGUCAAUGCAUGUCCCAUUGGAACCAACCCUCUUUUACGUAUUGGCUAUCAGCUUUUAAGGCUCCUUUGACUGGUCAAAUAGGAUUUGUUAAAAAAAAUAAAAAAAAUCCUCUUUUGUGGGCAA
Pyrus x bretschneideri (Chinese white pear) is the source of this 745-nucleotide messenger RNA. RefSeq lists its product as uncharacterized. The coding region runs from base 125 to 466 and encodes 113 amino acids. The transcript has 2 exons. NCBI's taxonomy places the organism in Eukaryota, Viridiplantae, Streptophyta, Magnoliopsida, Rosales, Rosaceae. The record is from RefSeq and is a predicted model, not a curated record.